This is a messenger RNA of Bipolaris sorokiniana ND90Pr, 3611 nucleotides long. RefSeq lists its product as uncharacterized. The transcript is spliced from 5 exons. The record is from RefSeq and is a predicted model, not a curated record. NCBI's taxonomy places the organism in Eukaryota, Fungi, Ascomycota, Dothideomycetes, Pleosporales, Pleosporaceae. The coding region runs from base 63 to 3251 and encodes 1062 amino acids.
GCCCACAUACGGUCCGUUCCGUUAGGGCGAUAAGAGACCCAACUUCUCAAGACUCUGCUUCCAUGGCGUCCUCUACAUCUUCUCGAAGCAGGAGCUUUAGGCAUGGUCUUUCAGAGAAGUUACAUCGUUUUCGUCGGAAACUCCACCAUCCCGAUAAUGGCCAAACACCAUCGCUGCAGAACCUCGAUAUAUCUCAGAAUUCCCACUUACAAGCGAACGGAGUGUUGAUGAACUCGACUGUAGCUGGUUCUGAUAGUGUCCAGGCCCGAACAAGUCAAAUCUGUCUCCAUUCGGAUCACCUCGCGCAAUCUCUCAAUCCAUCAAACCUCGAACACGACACUCGGUGUACAAUCCCAUCAUCUGAUCUUUGGAGUGAAGCAUAUCGUGAGGCUGUAGAAAGUCUUGGAAAGAACAUUGAUAUGGCCAUUCUCGCGAGCAGCAGUGCUGCCCAGCUAUUUGCAGAACUUGAAGGCAUUGAUAAAGAAAAAACUCAACAAUCAGCUUUCCUGCGCGGUGUGGCCUAUCUACGCUCUAUACAGGUGCCGCUCGAAAGAUUCAAGCUGGCAUUAGACCUAGCGUCUCCUCUUAGUAAUUUGGAUCCGACAGCGUCAACAGUCAUUGGUGUUGCUAGGAGUGUGACAGCAAUUGCAAUAACCUUAGCAACUGCAGAUUUGGAAUUUGCAAAGCAAAUUGGUGAGAUGUUGGAGCAAAUUUCCUAUAUUGAUGAUUGCGACACGCUUGGACAGCGAGUGAAUAAGACUGACAUUCAUGAGGCACUUGUUCAUGUUUACCAAAAGCUCCUGGAAUUUUACAGGGUUGCCUACGAUAUACUCAUGCAGAGAGGAAGGAAGUUGGCGAUAAAGAUGGUUUUGGAGACUGAUCGUCUGCCGAACAUUAUCCAAGACUUCUUAGUACGUGCUGAAGUCCUUCGAAAACUUAUCGAGAAAUCUACGUGGGAGAUUGUUGAGGAUAUCAAGUCUAUGCUUUAUGAUCGUGAGAUUGCCAGGUGGCUAGACAGCAGCCGAUUGAAUCAGCAGGUCCGAUACCACAACCAUUUGAAAGAGCUUCGAAGCGAUGAGGCUUGCAGGUUCCUACUCGAGCAUCCUAACUUCAUCGAAUGGUGUGAAGCCUCCGAAUCUCAACAACUAGUAGUUCUUGGUGAAAUGGGUUGCGGCAAAACGGUUGCCAUGACAUUCGUUGUGGAUGAGUUGAAUCAAAAGAAUGCAUACCAGAUACCUAGGCCGAAAGUGUGCUACUACUACUGCCGAGACGACGGAAGUGGACAAGUCGUCAACAUCUUAUCAGGACUGAUUCUCGCGCUUCUUGAACAGCUACCUGGCCUAAAGAAGACAUUUUACGAAUGGUACAAAGAAAAUCAAACUUCCGGAACCCUUGAGCCGGCAACAAGUGCCAGCAAGCUAGGAGAAUUUUUGGAAUUGGUUCUGGCGACAUUCGAUCGUAUGCUCUUCAUUAUCAUCGAUGGACUUGAUGAGUGCGACAGAAUCUCAAGAAGAACACUUUUGCGAGUACUAGAAGACUUGCUGAAGGAAACCCCACAGCUUAAGAUUCUCUUAUCUUCACGACCUGAAGAGGAAAUUAUGGCGCAGCUCGGAAAAACGACUAAAAUCUCUAUGGAGUCCAGCAUUUACAGAGAUACUGUCAUCGUCCGGCAUACAGUGCAGGAGCAAUUGCCCUAUUUGUCAGAGUCUGUCAGGGAACUUGUUGUCGAAAGUUUGUCUCGUUCCGCACAAGGAAGUGCCAUUUGGACGAAAAUGACUAUUGAACUCAUUGAAGUACGCAAGAUCAACGCGCUCGCACCAAUGCGACUGUUCCUGGGCAAUAUGUCUUUGCCAGGCCACCUUUCAGAGCUUUAUACGACCUUACUCUCACGAAACUCGUCAAAUGAUACCGAAAAUCGAGAGCUCGCAGCUUUAGCUUUGAAGCUUCUCGCAGCUGCAUGUAGGCCUCUCAGUAUCCAAGAGCUUACUUGGGCUGUGGCGUUGGCUGUUGCCCACCACGACAUCAACACUGUCACUGCUCUCGCAGAAUCUGUAGACCACCAGAGAGUGAUGAGCCUGAUAUAUCCAUUCAUCACUCGAGUGGAUUUUGCAGAUCUCAGAAAGCGUCAGGUCCGACUUGUUCAUCAGUCGGUGAAGGAAUUCAUAAUACGAGACUGGUCACAUCUCAAAGAAUUCGAUACAUCGACAACGCCUGAUGCUCCUCGAACUGAGCGUUUAGAAGUGUUCAUGUUGGAAAUAUGCAUAAAAUAUCUUCUGUUGCAAGAAAUUGGCACUAUCCCACUCUUCUCUGAUGAGCAAAUCGCAAUCAACGAGCUCCCUCAAGAAGUUGACCUAUUUGAGGACCGAAAAUCUUUCGAGUACGAUGUUAAUUGUACAUGGGAAGUGUGGGAAGAAGACAUGAUACGCUAUGACCCGACUGAGCGGGGCUUUGGUGAAUUCUUCGUUUACGCAUCCAGCUACUGGCUCAAACAUUUUGGCGCUAUCGGACACGAACCUUUUCCAUAUUUGGGAAAGAUACACAGAUUGUGUCAAGUGGGCUCGAUGCGACUGCAUAACUGGAUCAAUCAGAAUUGUCGCCCAGGCUGCGCGAUUAAGGCCAGAUUCGAUUUUGACAGUCGUUUGCACGAUCCUCUUAGCAUUGCUUCACUUUACGGCUCGGAUUCAAUCCUCCACUACAUGCUCGAGAAUUCAGAUUUUGAUGCAGACAAUUACCUUCCUUUAACAGCCUUAAAUGCUGCCGAUCAAAUAUUGCAGUGGGGUGAUCUAUCAAGGCUUAGAAUGCUCUUCUUCAAUGGCAAGAUCUGUCAUCAGCUUCAGGAUCUUCAGUUCUUCCAACUCAUUAUUAAGAGAUGGUUCCAAUCUAGAUCUCGCCAUGAGAAUUGGGAAGAAGCUUUUGAUCUUGUAGAUAGUGUGCUGGACACACUUGUAGAUGGGCAGUGGGGUAACGAGCUUCUUUGCGUAGCGGCCCGGGCUGGCUGUUUACCAAUGAUUCAGCGGUUGUUGAACCGAGCAAAACAGAUGGAAGUGCUGAAAACUGAAUUGUGGCGUAACUCACGGCCAAUCAGUGAAGCUAUACUGGGAAACCAUGUCGUUGCACUGGAAUAUUUGCUCGAUGGGAUGUGCUUAGAAUUAGACAUUCCAAGCCCAAAUUCCGAACGUGAAAAUCUGUUGGGUAUAGCAUCUGCCCACAGUAACCCAGCAAUUUUGCGUCUUUUGGCGCCCCGCCUGUAGAUUUUCAUACAAUAGGCUGAUAGUCAUGGCAAUGCGGUUCUCACGCAGAAUAUUACGAGUGAAUUGGACUCCUACGGCCGGCAUGAGGCUGCAAAGUCACUCCUGUGGUAUAUCUGUAAUGAUUCGACUGUUCACAUUACGGAAAAACAAUAGGAUUCUUCAAAUAUAUGUGUGCAGCUCGGGAAUAAUUGGAUGUUCUUUAACUUAGGAGUUGUGCGAGUGCAAGUAGAUUCAAUCUCAAUUAUAGCUAGCGGCGAUGUAGAACUAACUGGUAGCGAUUGUGUACGGAGCACGUUUUUGAAAGAAACAAAAUUAAGUAACCCAAAUUGGCGCUUGAGCAGACACAAUCUUGAUAUUGGG